AUGUCUACGAGCCAACUCAGAGCACGAAGUAACCAUGCCGUUCCAUUAGCAACCGGUAACUCUGCAUUCAGAGUAUUAUUUAUAUUAUUUACCCAAUGUACUAAACUUAUUCAUGCAUUGCCGUUGGUAAAUAAGUCAGGAAAAACCCACUAUAGUGGGCAUAAGAUUGUCCAUGCGACUGAUAAAAUGACUCCUGAAGCUUUUUAUUUUAAUUUAUUUGUAUCUAUGUCUCUAGUGUUGGCAGGUGGUUGUUUCGCAGGUCUUACACUAGGACUUAUGGGUCAGGAUGAAGUUUAUUUAAAAGUAAUGGCCAGUAGUGGUGAUAAAAAGGAACGAAAAUAUGCAAAUAAAGUAUUAAAUUUAAUAAGCAGAGGUAAGCAUUGGGUCUUGGUUACAUUAUUAUUGUCAAAUGUGAUCACAAACGAAACAUUACCUAUUGUGUUAGAUAGAUGUUUGGGAGGAGGAUGGCCGGCUGUUGUGACUUCAACUGCCGCUAUUGUUAUUUUUGGCGAGAUUAUUCCUCAGUCAAUCUGUGUGAGAUAUGGGUUGCAAGUUGGGUCUAUGUUUGCACCAUUUGUUUUGGUACUUAUGUAUGCGUUGUAUCCAGUUGCAUACCCAAUUUCUCUUCUUUUAGAUCAUAUUUUGGGGGAAGAUCAUGGUACAGUGUACAAAAAGUCUGGAUUGAAAACAUUGGUUACAUUGCAUAAAACUAUGGGUGUGGAAAGGCUCAACCAAGACGAAGUCACAAUCAUUAGUGCCGUUUUAGAUUUGAAAGAAAAGCCCGUAAGUCAUAUAAUGACACCAAUGGACAGAGUAUAUACAAUGAGUGCAGAUGCUAUCUUGGAUGAGAAGACGGUUGAAGAAAUUUUUAACGCCGGAUUUUCUAGAAUACCCAUACACUUACCGAAAGAACCUCUCAAUUUCAUCGGAAUGCUCUUAGUAAGGGUUUUAAUAAGCUACGACCCUGAAGAUGCUUUACCAGUUGCUUCGUUUCCUUUAGCCACGUUACCUGAAACAGGUACUGAUACAUCAUGCUUGAAUAUUUUGAACUAUUUCCAAGAAGGAAAAUCUCAUAUGGUGGUUGUAAGUGAACACCCUGGCGAGCCUACAGGUGCUCUUGGGGUUUUGACAUUGGAAGAUGUGAUAGAAGAAUUAAUUGGCGAAGAAAUUGUGGAUGAAUCGGAUGUUUAUAUUGAUAUAAACAAGAACAUUAAAAGACUCACACCUGGUCCUUUGUCAAAGAGGAAUUUAACUUCAUACUUGCAUAACCUAUAUUCAUUGAACAACUCCAAAAGAAACUCUAUUGACGAAAAUGGAUCGUUAACUCCUUUGAAGGAUUCUUUUUCAGAGAGAGCCAUGUCGCCGACGAAGAACACCAAUGCCCAUUCGCCGGUCUUGGGACCAGCAGAUGUUCCCUUGAAUUGGAAACCUAAGAAUCCAGCAGCGAACCCUCUUGAUGUUAAUAAAUCUUAUGUUACUAUAAAGAGGCCAAAUAUAGAUACAGUUAAAAAUGCCGUCUUGCCAGGGCCCGACAGGUCUUUCCCUGGUAAAAGUAAGUCGUAUGGUGCAAUUCAUGUUUCAGAGGAGGGCGCACUUAGAGAGGCAAAAAGCAGACAGUCUAACGAUGGACAGAAUGGUGACCGCCAGAAGUUCUUGCUCCCUGAGGAGAGAGAAACAGACGUGUCAGAGAUUGUUCCUGGAAGUCGACAUGACAGUGCUUCAGAAGAGGACAGUCACCAUCUGCAUCAACAGAAUAACAACAACCUAAUCAGUCUUGAGAACGACAAGCCAGAGCAACAUGAACGAUCUUAUAAAACUGGAGGUAUCAUUGAAUCUAUCAUUAACGUUCAAGGUGUACAUAAGACAAUUAUUGAGAACGUUAGUGACGAUGAAAGUGACUAUCAUCCAAAAGUUAGCCCUACCGGCUCUAAGAGGAGUGAAACUGAACAGUUUACCAUAGAAGAUAACGAAGAAGGAAAGGGUUUACUAUCUGAACAAAGUAAUAAACAUGGCUCAAGUUCCUUGACUUUAGGUAGCUCACAUUCCCAAGAUAGCAGAGCUGCUAAAAAAUUCAGUGUCUGGGAUAAGUUUAUGAAUGGUUCAAGUCACGAUUAA
This is a messenger RNA of Priceomyces carsonii, 2115 nucleotides long. RefSeq lists its product as uncharacterized. The record is from RefSeq and is a predicted model, not a curated record. Bases 1 to 2115 code for a protein of 704 amino acids. Gene Ontology annotation, biological process: magnesium ion homeostasis. Lineage: Eukaryota; Fungi; Ascomycota; Pichiomycetes; Serinales; Debaryomycetaceae. The transcript has a single exon.